AUCUUGCUCUAUUGAACCGGGUGAAAGAAAACAGAGACAAGAGGAAAGAGAUAAACAGCCAGAACGCUGGAGCUUCGCACGUGCCAGCAACAAAAUGUUGUACGCAGUCGAGGGAGAAAGCAAGUAACUUUCCAAUGAAGAGAUAUUCAUAUCUUUGUCGACGCCUAUUUUCACGUGUCAAAACUGCGAACCGAUUGGUGCAAAAACCCAAAAGUGGCCCGCUGCUACCAUCAUUAGUCGAGAAUGAGCACCGAGCGAGACCCCUUUCGUAUUCUCCCUCCGUAUUGAGUAGUUCAAGAGUUUUUUUGUCUCACAUAAAUGACAGCGGCCAACCUACUACCAUUGAUAAUAGAAGGUGUAGGUUCUUCCGCCCCAUUUAUGCGAAAAGCUUGUCGUCUAAGGCAUCCCCCCUGGAUUCGCCAACCCUCGGAGGCCAUCACAUUUCCAAUGAGGAAAGUCUGCUGCAAAGAAUUACCAGAAAACUCAAGGAGGAUCCUGUCGAAGAUGUUGCCAGUUUCUUUUACGACCACUGCAAGAUUCACGAGGUCAGCAUGGAUGCCCUCAAUCCAAAUUUUGAAUUGACCGCUGUCCUCGAAAGCAUACAAGACGAUCCCCAGACAUCCGAAAAAUUUCUCAAAACAAUCCAAGGUCUAUGCAAUAGAAAUACUGUUGCUGCAACCGAGCGCAAAUCAGGAAUAGGCAACGAGGACGCUAAUCGUCCUCAAACCAACGCCGGCUUGCUACCGGGAAGAGAUCAUUAUAACUUAGUUUUGAAUUCAUGGCGAAUGUUUCAGCCACCGAGCGCAAAGAGACUCCAGAGAUUACAAGAGUAUAUGGAAAGCCGUGCCGGGAUCAACUACGACUCCGAAAGCUGCAAUCUUAUACUCGAAACAUGGGCUGAAAAAGGAAACGCCGAACGAGCGCAAGCCUUCUUCGACAAUGUCAUGGUUCGAAAGAAAAUACCAGUGGACGUGGUUUCCUUCUCCCACGUUUUAAACGCUUGGUCGAAAUCAAAGUCGGCUGUGGCAACCAAGCGAGCAGACACUUUGUUGGAUAGGAUGGAAGCCUUUCCCAACUUGAAACCGAGUGCGGAAUGUUAUCUCCACGUAAUUGAAUGCUGGGCCAAGUCUAGGAGGUUGCGAUCCGAAGUCCGAAUCGAAGCUCUCGUUCGUUCGAUGAAACAACGAUUUUUCGAAAGCAAAAAGUUGGUUAGCUGUGAUGGCACGAGGUCUGUGGAUGGAAAAAUUUUGCAAACCGCUGUAUUGAACCUUCUACAGGCAUAUCAUCAUAUUGAAAAUGCGCACCGUGCAGAAGCACUAUUGUUUGAAUUCGUAGAUGAUUUUCAGACCAAGAGGAAUUUGAACUACCCGCCACCCACCAUUGAAAUGUGUAUUUCUGUCCUAUCAACCUGGUCGAAAUCGGCAUCUUCUAAUAAGGCAAACCGAUCCGAAAAAUUGCUCCGCUUGAUGGAGGAAAAUCCAUCUUUACCGAGGCCAGACACAGCAUCAUACACCGCUGUCCUAAACUGCAUCGCUAGCUCUAAAAAGUUGGGCUCGGCGAAAAGAGCCGAGGCUUUGUUACGCCGAAUGGAUAGGAAGGAAAACAUAGAAUCGAACAUGGUAUCAUUAACCUGUGUUCUAAUAGCUUGGGCUCGAUCCGAGGAUUCAAACGCAGCAUUAAAGGCAGAACAGAUAUUUGAGGAAAUAUUAGAUCGAGGGAUGGAACCGGAUCGUUUUGUUUUUGCAGGAUUGAUCACGGCUUGGGGGCGAAGUAAGCGAGAGGAAUCUAUGGUGAAAGUUGAGGAGUACUUCCAUCUUAUCAAAGGUUUGGAUAACAGCAAGCCUACUGUGGUUGAGUACACAGCUGUAAUCCAAGCAUACGCAAAUUUCGUUUCUAGGAAUAUUGACAAGUCUCGAGAAUCAGUUGAGAGAGCCGAGGAGCUACUGGAUGAAAUGUUGGCUUCAGAAGAUAAAAACUUGCGUCCGAAUAUACUGACCUACGCUGCUGUGCUCAAAACCAUAGCUGCCGCAAGGCGGAUACCUGAUCGUGGAAAACAUGCCGAUGCCGUGUUGCAAAAAAUGUAUGCAGAGCGAGUGGAGGUCGGACCCUUCAUCUUAAAUCUUGUGAGCCGAUCCAGAAAUCAUACACAUUCAUCGAAACAAGCUGCUCAGAAAAUUUCAUCUUCUGACUGACAUUUGAAACAAACCUGGCUACGCGUUUGCAAGUCCCCGGAUGCUCCUCGACGUGAAGUUCUCUAGACGGAAUACGGAUGCAAUUCACGCAAAACUGAAUCGUCCGCCAUCCGCAACAAAUGAUACGUCGCGAAGUGAGACUUGAUGUUGUCCGACGCUGUCAAAAUUUUCACCAUAAUUUGGUAAAUAUACUAGGAGUAAAUGA
Molecule: messenger RNA, 2397 nt
Organism: Pseudo-nitzschia multistriata
Lineage: Eukaryota; Bacillariophyta; Bacillariophyceae; Bacillariales; Bacillariaceae
Source: the annotation of a GenBank genome assembly